This is a messenger RNA of Neltuma alba, 1550 nucleotides long. RefSeq names its product WD repeat-containing protein 55. The record is from RefSeq and is a predicted model, not a curated record. The transcript has 16 exons. Gene Ontology annotation, molecular function: protein binding. Bases 186 to 1241 code for a protein of 351 amino acids. Lineage: Eukaryota; Viridiplantae; Streptophyta; Magnoliopsida; Fabales; Fabaceae.
CUCUCCACUCGUCGAGCUUCGGUUUUCCAACGACGGCUCUGCCAACUCAGUCCAGUCUCUGCCCAGUAUCCGGCGCCUUCUUCCAGAGAGAAACCCAUUCUCUCCGACAGAAACUGCAGCUUGGAUUUAAGCUCUCUUCAGGAUUUAGGAGCCUUUGAAAACAGAGGCAGCUAGAAGUAAAUUAAAUGGAGAUAGAUUUGGGGAAACUUGCAUUUGACAUUGACUUUCAUUCAUCGGAUCAGCUUGUUGCUGCAGGAUUGAUUAAUGGUGACCUGCAUUUAUACCGUUAUAACCCUGAUAGCACACCUGUAAGAUUGUUGGAAGUUCAUGCGCACACUGAGUCUUGCAGAGCUGUUCGCUUCAUUAAUGAUGGACGUGCACUGUUGACGGGUUCUCCAGAUUGCUCAAUCUUGGCAACAGAUGUUGAAACUGGAUCUGCCAUUGCCCGUCUUGAUAAUGCCCAUGGGGCUGCAGUCAAUAGAUUGAUAAAUUUGACUGAGUCAACUGUUGCAACAGGAGAUGACGAAGGGUGUAUCAAGGUAUGGGAUACUAGGCAACGUUCUUGUUGCAAUUCAUUUGAUGCCCAUGAAGAUUACAUUUCAGACAUGACUUUUGCAUCUGAUGCAAUGAAGCUGUUGGGAACAAGUGGCGAUGGGACUCUAUCUGUUUGCAAUCUUCGAAGAAAUAAAGUCCAAGCUCGAUCUGAGUUCUCAGAAGAUGAGCUUCUGUCUGUUGUUAUAAUGAAGAAUGGCAGGAAAAUUGUCUGUGGAUCACAAACUGGAACCCUGUUACUGUAUUCAUGGGGAUAUUUCCAGGAUUGCAGUGACCGGUUUAUUGAUCUCUCAUCAAACUCUAUUGAUGCUUUGUUGAAGCUUGAUGAGGACCGUAUCAUCACUGGAUCAGAGAAUGGGAUAAUCAAUCUGGUCGGAAUAUUGCCCAACAGAGUCAUCCAGCCAAUUGCGGAGCACUCAGAAUAUCCUAUUGAACGACUUGCUUUUUCUCAUGAUAGAAAGUACCUUGGCAGUAUUGCACACGAUCAUAUUUUAAAGCUAUGGGACCUGGAUGAUAUACUACAAGGUUCAAAAAGCACACAAGGGAAUGAAACGGAGGUGAUUGAUAGCGACGGGGAUGAGAUGGAUGUAGAUGCUAAUCCUUCUAAGAGUGAUAAAGGGACCAAGAGAAAGAAUGCAAGUAAUGGCCAUGCUAUAGGUGGCUCCAACAAUUUUUUUGCGGAUUUGUAGAUUGCUGGAACAAAAAUUUGCUGUUUGUGUUGAUCCUCCAAGAAAGGUGUCAGUAUCGGCUUGCACAAGUCAAGGUUGCCAACUCCUGGAGAAGCUCUCCUGGUUGGAUAAUUUUGGUAGUGAUAAACAAGAGAUAAAUACGUAAAUGGUGUUUUUUGUGAUCUUGAUUUCCAAAUGGUUGGAAUCUGAAGUUUCUUUUGGUUUUGAUAGCAUGCCAUGUUUUCCGGGAAUACAAUAUGAUAGUGUUAUCCAUGCCAGUUUUGCAUCUUUAUAUCACACUUUAUUGUCAAGCAGCGGUUUCCAUGUAAA